AUGCACGCCACAAUCCAUAGCACCCAAAGUGGAGGAAGCCCAGUUACGGAGGACGAGAAGUCUAUGUCGCCCUUCUCGUCGUCAUUCUCCUCCUCUACAAACGGUGCUAGCUUUGUACAGUUGCUACAACACGCUGCACAGAUUGGAGAUGUCAAGCAGAUUACAAAGCUUAUUCAAACAACACGUCCAAGCGUCUCUUCUUCUUCGUCUAGUGUUAAUAUUCCCAAAAAUGAUUUGUCAUUAAACUCCUGGCUUGAUGCUGCCGAUGAAGACGGCUUUACAGCACUGCAUUUUGCAUGUAUUGGUGGUCAUGGUGCUGUCGUACAGGAAUUGCUGCUGGCUGGAGCAAACACGGAAUGUGCAACUUCUGAAGGAUUUACGGCGCUGAUGUUUGCCGCACGGACUGGGUCACUUUCAAUAGUACAAACGCUCGUUUCGCUUGACGCAAAUAUCAUGGCUUGCGACGUCGACGGCAAUAACGCUGCAGUUAUCGCCGAGCUGAACGAGCAUGCUAUGGUGGCUAAAUUCCUACAGCAGCAGAUGUUACUUCUGGAAAACUUGUCGAAUAAAUCGCCUAGUUUAUCUUCCUCGAAUAAAUGCGAAGAAGAGAAAGAUCAUAGACCUCUGUCGUUCCAAAAUUUCCCGGCUUGUUCCAGCGAAUUUUUAUUAGGUGAAGACUGCGGACUUAACACUAAAAGCAGUGAAGAUUCGUCGACGUGCUCGUCACCGCAACAGCUCGUAGGGAAUUUUUAUUCGAAUGAUGAUGUGAUAACCACAAGGAAUGCCGAUGGCGCCACGCCGUUACAUGUUGCGGCUAUGCACGGACAACUGGAAACUGUCAAGGUGCUUUUAGCUCGCGGCGCUCGUUUGUCGGCUGCUUUACCGAGCGAUCAAGGACUACCAGUUGAUGGGCCUACCAAAUAUGGCUAUACACCGCUCCAUGAAGCUGCCUAUAAAGGACAUGUCGAAGUGGCUAAGCUGCUGCUGAAAUGUGGUGCUAAUGUGAAUGCAGCAACUGUUCAUGGCACAACACCCUUACAUCGAGCAGCUGAGAAUGGUCAUGUACAAAUUGCAGAAUUACUUAUCGCACACGGAGCACACAUUGAUGCUACAACAUCAAAUUUUUUUGCCACUACUGGGGAGAGUAAGACUGUGGGCCUCAAUACACGCCGGCGACAACAUCAAAGGCGCACAAAAGUCGUCGAAGUAGAAAAUGAAGGAAAGUCGGAUUUUAAUGAAGUCCAUGCGGAGGAACCGCGAACGAUGGAUGAGCUCGAGAAAGCGCUUUCGGCUUGUAGAUCUCACCUGGUUGCACUAUGCCAAGCAGCUAAAAACGAUCGCUUGGAUAUAGUCCAAUAUAUACUGGCACGGGGUACAAUUGGUACCGAGGACCUUGUAUUGCUCGAGCCUUCAAAACACCCACUUAUCCUAGCUGCUCAACGCGGCCAUUUGGAGAUCGUCCGCUGCCUGCUCGCUUAUGACGCAUGUACGUCCAGUUUGCCUGACGCAGCGUCUUGCAUAUUGUGUCGUGCAGCGGAGCACGGCUAUCUACAAAUGGUGGAGCAUGCUUUGCUUCGUGGGGCUAACGUCGAGGCCGUCGGUGGGAAGAUACAAGCAACGCCGUUGGUACUGGCAUCUCGGCGGGGAAACUUGGCCGUCGUUCUCCACCUUUUGUGGAGUGGUGCGAAAAUUGACGCAGCCGCAGCCUCCACAGGCUACACGGCGUUGCAUUAUGCAUCCAAACAUGGACAUCUUACGGUGGUAAAUGCCUUGUUGCUCAAUGGGGCUAAUGUUGAUGCUGUGUGUGUUCAGCGCCGCUCAUCGCCAUUGCACUUAGCUGUCGAAUCGGGCUAUCAAGAUGUCGUACGCUGUCUUUUGUCUUUUAAUGCGAGUGUUGAUGCGGAAAAGCAUCCGAGCACUAUGACAGCGCUACACAUUGCCGCCGAGAGAGGGCAUUCAGACGUGGUACGUGAGCUAUUGACACAUAAUGCACGACUUGAAGCACCGGCGCAGAACAAUUUGCGUGCAUUAUUCAUCGCUGCGUAUUGCGGUCAUAAAGACGUUGUUGAGCUCCUGCUGGACCAUGGGGCAGAGCUGGAAGCGUUGUCAGGCACGAACGAGGCCACACCUCUACGUGGUGCUGUCUCAAAAGGCCAUACAGACGUUGUCCAGCUACUACUGGCUCGUGGUGCCGAUGCGAAUGCCACGCAGGUUACCGAUGGAACAACAAGCUUGCAUAGUGCGGCUGCUAAUGAUUUUGGCUAUAUCAUAAAGAUUCUUGUCGCUGCUGGAGCUGAUCCCGAUCGGGAAGAUCGACAAGGGCGUACGCCUAUCCGAUACGCUACAUCGGAUGUCGUUCGUCUCAAACUGCGACUUGCACUUCUGAAGUCUCAGUGGCAGAGGCAGGAUGGGGGACGCGGUCAAGAAUUUUAG
Molecule: messenger RNA, 2433 nt
Organism: Plasmopara halstedii
Lineage: Eukaryota; Oomycota; Peronosporomycetes; Peronosporales; Peronosporaceae
Product: Ankyrin
Exons: 2
Coding region: 1-2433 (810 amino acids)
Cellular component (GO): cytoplasm
Molecular function (GO): protein binding
Source: RefSeq, a predicted model, not a curated record